Messenger RNA from Mytilus californianus (California mussel), 1311 nucleotides. RefSeq names its product elongin-C. The record is from RefSeq and is a predicted model, not a curated record. NCBI's taxonomy places the organism in Eukaryota, Metazoa, Mollusca, Bivalvia, Mytilida, Mytilidae. Gene Ontology annotation, cellular component: elongin complex. The coding region runs from base 167 to 523 and encodes 118 amino acids. Gene Ontology annotation, molecular function: protein-macromolecule adaptor activity. The transcript has 4 exons. Gene Ontology annotation, biological process: ubiquitin-dependent protein catabolic process.
CACAAAAGUCACGAGGUUCAUUUUCAUCCGGGAAUCUGUUGGUAAGGACCAUCGAAGGGAAGCGUGAGGAUCAAAACUAAGGGGCUGAAACCCCACUUUUAUACAAGUAUUCGCGUUGAUUUGUUAAUAUUAGAUUGAAAUCCUCACACUAGUCACUUAAUUCAACAUGACAGAUAAGGAUGAAAAGGGAGAUGAGGAGAAGAUGUAUGGGGGUUGUGAAGGACCUGAUGCAAUGUAUGUCAAACUGGUGUCAUCUGAUGGUCAUGAGUUCUAUGUCAAAAGAGACCAUGCACUGACAUCUGGAACAAUCAAAGCCAUGUUAAGUGGGCCAGGACAGUUUGCCGAAAAUGAAACAAAUGAAAUAAAUUUUAGAGAAAUACCGUCACAUGUUUUGCAAAAGGUAUGCAUGUAUUUUACAUAUAAAGUGAGGUAUACCAACAGUUCGACAGAGAUUCCAGAGUUUCCUAUUGCUCCGGAAAUAGCGCUGGAACUUUUAAUGGCUGCUAAUUUCCUUGAUUGUUGAAAUGUAUUGUAUUUUUUCUUUUUAUAUUGUGUUAUCCUAAAUAGUUUUUGUGGUUAAAUUAUAAAGUCUUAGAAAUGUUAACCAUCAUAUUAAGUUAAGCUUUGAAAUUUGUGUAGCAGUCAGAGAAAUAAAUUGCAUAUCAUCAUUAAAAGUGAAACACAGAUUGCUUUUUUUUGCCAUAAAACAAUUUUAGCUUAUAACUUAGGUUAAGGAAAUGGUCAGAUAUUUCAGUUUAAUCAACACAUUUAUAUAGAGGGGAAUUUGAAUGUGCCAAUAUUAUAUAAUUCUUUUAAAUUUUCUAUUUUAUGUAAAACGUAUAUGUGGAUGCUUAGGAAAUCUCAUAUUUUAUUGUUGUUUUCAUUGAUGUCUGCAAUACUCUUUUUUUGAACCUAUCAUAAUUAUACACAAAAGUUACAAUGAAGGUCUUGAUAAGUUUUGAGAAAUGUAUACAUGUAUAUGUAUAUGUGCAUGUGUAAAUUGCUUAUUUAUUUACAUGUAAUCAUCCCAUUUCAUGUGUAAUCUCUUGUGUUGUAUUUCUUCAGUCACUACUACUUUUGUGUCAAUUUUUAUCAAUAGUUUGAUUAAAGUAAUGUGCUGUAUACUUUCUGAAGAUUUAAUUUUAGUUUCCUACAAAAUUUACUUUCUACACAAUUUACUUUGAAACCCUUUUCCAAAAUCUUGAGUUCUAAAAGUCAGUAUGUUUUAUAUUACUACAAAAAGUUAUAAGUUGUAGAAAACAAUUUUUGUCCAUGUGUAUUGCAUUAAAUAAAUCUUUUUUUAAGUUAUUA